AUGGACAAGCUCAAGGCGAAGCGGACUUCACGACGACCUUUGAACAGCCGGAUCAUCAAUGAGGCAAGUGCCCUACUUCGCAACGACUCCGCAACGCAUGAGCAGCUCGAUUCCAUCUACGAGAGGCUCAAAACGAACAACGAUGAGUUGAACAAGAUCAACAACGAAUUAGAGAGCGUCAUCACGGACGAGGACUUCCAAUCCGAGUACGAAACAAUUUUAGAGUAUGAAGACAACGCGACGCGCAUUCUCACCGAGCUCAUAAGCCGUCGGAACCGCAUUUCAAGCACACCAGCAGAAGAGGGAUCGGGGUCGGGGCCGGCUACCAAUGUGAUCGCUACGCCAUCAGAGAGGACGGGAGCCAAGCUGCCGAAGCUCACGAUCGCGCCCUUUUCUGGAGAUGUGUGUAAAUGGACGGAGUUCUGGGAGCAGUUUCUCCAGAUUGUCCACAACAACGUCACCCUGACUACGACGGAGAAAUUCCACUAUCUGCGACAGUUUUUAAAAGGAGACGCUGCCUCAGCGGUGGCCGGUCUUCCAACGACUGAAGCAUGCUAUAAGGACGCUGUAGACCUACUACAGAAGCGCUUCGGGGACUAG
Molecule: messenger RNA, 600 nt
Organism: Rhipicephalus sanguineus (brown dog tick)
Lineage: Eukaryota; Metazoa; Arthropoda; Arachnida; Ixodida; Ixodidae
Exons: 1
Coding region: 1-600 (199 amino acids)
Source: RefSeq, a predicted model, not a curated record